AUGAAGACAAAUGGAACAUUACCUGUCAUAGUGAAGGAAACCAUUGAUCUAAACGAUAAAGAAAAACAGAUAUUCGAUCGAUUGCAUAAAGUUAUUGCUCAUUUCAAUCUUGAAACAAAGCUUCGUGUUGUAGGUGGAUGGGUACGCGAUAAACUUUUAGGAAAAGAAUGUUACGAUAUCGAUAUUGCUCUUGAUAACAUGUUAGGAAGAGAGUUCUGUGAAAAGAUAAACGAGUAUUUAGUCUCCACAUGUGAAGAAACACAAGGAUUUGAUGUUAUUCAAAGCAAUCCGGAUAAAUCCAAGCAUUUGGAAACAACAAGAAUGAGCUUAUUCCAUGUCUGGAUUGAUUUCGUGCACUUGAGAUCCGAAGAUUGCAAUUUACAAUUCGGUUCACCAAAAGAAGAUGCGUAUAGAAGGGAUCUUACAAUCAACACCUUGUUUUACAACAUCAAUACAUGUUUAGUUGAAGAUUUCACAAAAAGAGGGUUGGAUGAUUUGAAAUUUGGGAAAAUCGUGACACCAUUGCCACCAAAAGUGACGUUUUUGGAUUAUCCAUUGAGGGUUCUUAGAGCAAUUCGUUUUAGUACAAGGUUUGGUUUUGAAAUGGUGGAAGAGUUAAAAGUUGCAGCUUUAGACAAUGAUGUGAAAUCCGCAAUUUUGGGUAAAGUUAGUAAAGAACGAAUGGCCUUUGAGAUUGAUCUUAUGGUAAACGGGAAUCAACCUACUAAAGCAUUAACUUACAUUUAUGAUUUAGGGUUGUUUUCGAUUGUCUUCACACCACCUACAAAUCACAAGCCUUUAAUUUUAGAAGAACAUGAGAAAAGUUGUGUUGAGUAUAUGGAUUUGGCAUGGAGACAAUUUCAUGAAGUGGGAUGUAAUUUUAUAGAUAAACAAAGGAGACUUUAUUUGUAUGCGUCUUUGUUUCUUCCAAUUAGGAACACUGUUUAUGUAGAUAACAAAGACAAAAUGGUAUACGUUGUGAAUUAUAUAUUAAAAAAUUCUUUAAAGUUUGUUGGCUUAAAGACAUAG
This is a messenger RNA of Lactuca saligna, 1029 nucleotides long. The record is from the annotation of a GenBank genome assembly. Lineage: Eukaryota; Viridiplantae; Streptophyta; Magnoliopsida; Asterales; Asteraceae.